AUGUCGGAGCAAAAGCGAUUCCAGCGCCUGCUGACCCAAGAAGAACUCGGAGAUCGCGCGCCUUCUCAGCUCUUACGGCGUAUGCGCCAACUGCUCGGCGACCGUCCCGACAGCGCCGUAAUCGACGAUUCCCUGCUCCGCCAACUCUUCCUCCAGCGGUUGCCGGCCAAUGUCUGCAUGGUUUUAGCCGCUGCUGGCACCAUGAGCCUGAACGACCUGGCCAACCUUGCCGACAAGAUCAUGGAAAUGGCACCACCGCAGAUCGCAGCUGUGGCCUCGCACCCCCCUUCUCCGCCUACGGCUACUGGUUCCAGCUCGCCGCAAGCAGUGGACCUUUCUCAGCUCGUGGAACAGAUCUCCAACCUGCAGCUGGAGGUUGCAGCCCUCCGCCACUGCAGUCCUUCUCCGUCUCCACGCCGAUCCCGCUUCGCGCAUCGACGUUCCCCAUCUCCAGCUGGAAUUUGCUGGUAUCAUCGCCGUUUCCGCACCAAGGCUCGCAACUGUACACCACCAUGCACCUUCCAGGGAAACUCCCGAGCCAGUCACUAG
Molecule: messenger RNA, 549 nt
Organism: Ornithodoros turicata
Lineage: Eukaryota; Metazoa; Arthropoda; Arachnida; Ixodida; Argasidae
Exons: 1
Coding region: 1-549 (182 amino acids)
Source: RefSeq, a predicted model, not a curated record